AUUACCGAGCGAAAAUUGAAAUGUGCGAUGGCAUCGACCCCUACGAACUGUGCAUCGGUGAGGACGCUGCACCGAACAUCGAUCUGCUGCCUGCCAUGACACACGGCGACAUCGUCAAUUAUUUGGUGCUUUCGACAAGCCACGUCACUCUGCAGCAGAUGAAGGCCUACAAGUCACUGAACAGCCACAACUACUUCACCGGCGGAUGGGUAAAGAGUGUAGCAGCAAACCAGCUUGCAUUGCAGCGUGUCAUUGUUCUAAGCGAGGAGCUGUUUGCAGGGUAUUUCACCCGAAAAGAUGCACCGGAGGCUGGCACUAGCUCCCAAAAACCUGUCUACUGUUACUGUCAAGGCCCAGAGACAGGGAAAAUGGUGGCAUGUGAUGGGGAACUCUGCUGAUACAAAUGGUUACACUACACCUGCAUUGGACUAAAGCGAGCACCGAAGCAGAAACUCUGGUUUUGUGCAGAUUGUGAGCCACUAAAGAAAGCAUAGAAGAGUCCCAAUGGCAGGCAUUCAGGUUUUCAGUGGACAGAAACAAUUACUAGCACUACCCAUUCAUUUGUCGCUCCACAUGAAUGUUCACCAUCUUGCCUAAAUUUCCGUGUUGCAUUGCACAAAUCCACACUGGGCUCAAGCGAGAAAGUGCUGCAUAUUACUUUGUGUAUCAAACA
Molecule: messenger RNA, 673 nt
Organism: Dermacentor andersoni
Lineage: Eukaryota; Metazoa; Arthropoda; Arachnida; Ixodida; Ixodidae
Source: RefSeq, a predicted model, not a curated record